GUUACAUUUUCACAUUCUUUUCAAAUAUUUUAAACGAGAAUUGAUUUCCAAGAGUUUGAACCCUAAGUAAUGAACCGAAUGGACAAAAGCACGGAAUCCAACGCUUCGGAGCCGGUCUUCCACGACCUGCAACCCAGUCCUCCCAUUGAAGACACGCCACAAGUAAAAGAAGAAGAAGUGGACGGCACAGGACUUCAAGAGUUGAGUCACUUCUGGUGGUGUCCUUACUUCGCACACAACAGCCAAUGUCCAUACAUUGCCAACACUGGAUCCGCUGUCGCAAACAGUUGGCCACAAAAAUCAGUUCAAAGUGAACGCAAGCCAUACAAAAGCCGGACGACGGGAGCGGCAAAGAGUGUGACAAAUGGAUCGACUGAUUGCAAGAUUGAGAGACUGUAUUCGUGCCGACUAUGCAAUGGUGUGCCCGAAACCAACGACGAGACGAGUUUUCGCAAACACAUUGAACUUCAUUUGGGAAAAGAGAGACCAUUCGUGUGUCAGAUCUGCGACAAGUUAUUCAAUUUCCGGUCCAAUUGUCGCAAUCAUGUGAUGGCUCACUGCGUUGUCCGCAAACAAUAUCACCCAUAAGUGUCGAGCCAUGAGUUUUGGUUACAAAAUUUUGGUCAUUAACUUUAAAAUACUUUUCAUUCGCUC
Medioppia subpectinata is the source of this 654-nucleotide messenger RNA. The record is from the annotation of a GenBank genome assembly. NCBI's taxonomy places the organism in Eukaryota, Metazoa, Arthropoda, Arachnida, Sarcoptiformes, Oppiidae.